AUGAGCACAGCCAAACUACCUAUUAUGUCCGGCCUGCAUGCGCCCUUAUUGCGACGUUGUGGCCGAUGGACCCCGCAACGGCUGUUAACAACCUACUACCCCUCCACCCACCGCACAUUCCCAGCCGUCAAGGCCUCCUUUCACACAUCGCCAUCUCCUCGAUCAUCAGAAGCCGUGCCUCUUUCCGCUGUCAGUGGUGCAGUCCGUAGCACCAUGAGUACCCCUAAACAGGAUGCGUGGGUUGGCCAUCUCGGCCCCGCGGGUUUCGACCUGCGAAGCGAUACCAUGACAACCCCAACAGCCUCAAUGCUGGCUGCUAUUCAGUCUUGCAGUUUGCUGGAUGAUGUCUUUGUGGAAGAUCCCACGACGAUCGAGCUCGAGUCUCAUGUGGCCGAGCUUGCCGGCAAGGAGGCCGCUCUGCUGGUUCUCUCGGGAACCAUGGGCAACCAGCUGGCCCUUCGAAGCCUCCUCACGCAGCCUCCCUAUAGUGUCCUGUGCGAUCACCGCGCUCACAUUAUCAAGUAUGAGGCGGGCGGUGUUGCUUCCCUAAGCGGUGCCAUGGUCAAGGCCGUUGUGCCGCGUAACGGAGCCUACCUGACACUGGAGGACAUUGAAGCCAACGCUGAUAUCGAUGAUGAUGUCCACACUUGUCCUACCAGAGUCAUCAGCUUGGAAAACACUCUAAACGGUGUGAUCACACCCCUGGCAGAGGUUAAGAGGAUAGCCGAGUUUGCGCACAAGAACGACAUCAAGUUCCACUGCGACGGUGCCAGACUAUGGGAGGCUGUUGCGGCAGGGGGAGGCAGUUUGUCCGAAUACUGCUCGUUCUUUGACACCGUCAGCUUGUGUUUUUCCAAGGGCCUUGGUGCCCCAAUCGGAAGUAUCCUCGUGGGGAGCUCGGCACACAUUAAGCAUGCACGGUGGGUGCGCAAAUCCAUAGGAGGCGGUCUUCGCCAGUCUGGAGUCGUGGCGGCUCCUGCCAGGGUCGCCGUUGACGAAACAUUCGGGAAGGGACCCAAUGGUGAAGGCGGGCUUCUGAAGUUGUCUCACGGGACUGCAAAGACGAUUGAGAAACUCUGGGUUGGCCUGGGUGGCAAGCUCACUCAUCCUGUCGAGACCAACAUGUGCUGGCUUGAUCUGGAUGCGGCUGGUUGCAGCACUGAGGCUUUCGUCGCAUUUGGGAAGGAGGCAGGCCUGAAGCUGAUUGGAAACCGAUUGGUUGUUCACUACCAAAUUGCCCAGAACGAAGAUGAGGUUCUCCCGAGGCUAAAACAAGUAUUUCGACGAGCCUUGGAAGGCGGCGCCCCGGGGGCAAAACAGAACCAGGGGCCAACAAACAUCUACAAGCCCCGAUGA
Molecule: messenger RNA, 1356 nt
Organism: Colletotrichum destructivum
Lineage: Eukaryota; Fungi; Ascomycota; Sordariomycetes; Glomerellales; Glomerellaceae
Product: Putative aromatic amino acid beta-eliminating lyase/threonine aldolase
Exons: 4
Coding region: 1-1356 (451 amino acids)
Biological process (GO): L-threonine catabolic process; glycine biosynthetic process
Cellular component (GO): cytosol
Molecular function (GO): L-allo-threonine aldolase activity
Source: RefSeq, a predicted model, not a curated record